ACCCCGAUUUCUCCGCUCCAGUCAAACCUACCUCCCGUCGUCCCCUUUGUCAAAAGGCUGCAUCGCGACGUGCGAGAGUUGCCCCUCGGGCAGACUAGCGUCCAAGCGCUAAUACGUCGUCCUGCAGCAAGCCUGCGAACGAGGGGUUACGGCUUUGCGGCUUUGCAGCUUGCCCCAGUUCUCACCUCCCGGCCCUGCGCUGCCCCUCCAUCCCACUGCGCUAUUCGCAGAUCAACGCUCGUCCAACCAACCUGGUGUCACUCGCUGCCGCCGCCACUCGUCAACGUCCAACGCCAACCCGAGAUUUCAUCGUCGGCAUCCAACUGCACUCAGAGGUGUCGUUCUUGACAAAUGCCGCCCCGUAUGUCUCUCGGCCACUCGGCCGGUUUGUAUAUUGUCGUUGGUGUCCCACGACGCCACCAGCCCUGCCACAAAAUGACGGGGGACGUCGAAAAUGACAGGAAGCGGACCCCCACCGCGUCUGCCAACCACCUCCAUUCUAUCCCGCGAGAAAAUGCACAUCGCGGUACACGAACGGCAGAAAAAGAAAAGAUCAGGUGGAUUUCGGCCGGCUGGGGCUUCCUCGCGGAGGCGUCAAAAUCGACGCAAAUGCUCCUUGGUCCUUGGUCUUGGGCGGCGGGCACACAAUGUGACUGCUCAUAUCCGUCCGCCAUCCGCAUAUGCAUCUUCGCGGCUUUCGCAAUACCGUUCUGGUUAUGCUUGCGAAGAGCCCGCCAUUCAUUGUCGUCAAUCUAGGGCUAGACUGACAGGAUCCCGAACUGCUCCACGGGCUCGCGGCGGAAUACAUCCUGCAGACCCGGCCCCGAUCAGUCGUCAAGGUGAGAAGACCGAAAGCGUCCAUGCAUUGCAGAAAGCAAGCCGGGUGAAGUUUCCAGGGCAGCGGAUUCUCGCCAAUGAGUGGCUUCGCAAGCCGUGUAAUGGAUGCUGGACACGGCGGCUGCAGCCCUCGACAAGGUAUAUAUCUUCAUGCUUCCCAAUACCGUCCGAUCUGCACCUUGUUUGCUCCUUUUUCGCAUCAAGCCGGUGCACUAUGAUCGAAUGUAGCAGAUUCGGCCACGAUCGAGAGACGAAUGACAUGUAUUUCUGUCGUGCGUCACAUGACCCUGAUGAACUGCUCAACGCAUCAACAGCCACAAGCUUGCCCACAAACCUGAAGUGCAAUAAAAGGGUGUCGACAGAGCACUGUAGCCAGUUAGACGCGCUUCUGUUCUCAUGCUCGCGGGUGGUACAUGGCAGUCGCUGCCACUCUGUCGACAUGAACGCAAUGAGGCUCCGGUAGUCACCGUGAUGAAGCUCGGCCGGGCAGAUACCGGGCAGAUGCCGGGACUACGGCCUCGGCCGACCGGCCAUCCGCUCCGUCAAU
Colletotrichum acutatum is the source of this 1384-nucleotide messenger RNA. RefSeq lists its product as uncharacterized. NCBI's taxonomy places the organism in Eukaryota, Fungi, Ascomycota, Sordariomycetes, Glomerellales, Glomerellaceae. The coding region runs from base 455 to 1300 and encodes 281 amino acids. The record is from RefSeq and is a predicted model, not a curated record. The transcript has a single exon.